AUGGUGAUUUCGAAAGACGGCGGGCUGGCGAUCGGCAUCGACCUGGGGACGACCUACUCAUGUGUGGCCAUAUGGCGGCGAGAUCGCAGCGAGUUUAUCGCCAACGACCAGGGCAACCGCCUCACGCCGUCCUGCGUCGCGUUCACCGACGACAAGAUGUUUGCCGGCGAGGCGGCCGUAAACCAGGCCGCUUUGAACCCCACCAACACAGUUUUCGAAGUAAAGCGAUUGAUCGGCCGCAAGUUCAGUGACGAGAUUGUACAAGAAGAUAUCAAGCUGUGGCCUUUCAAAGUCGUCGCAGGUCGUGACGACCGCGCGAUGAUCGCGGUGCAGUACAAAGGCAAAGAGAAGCAGUUCAUGCCCGAGGAGAUCUCCGCCAUGGUGCUCACCAAGAUGAGGGAGACCGCCGAGGUGUACCUCGGCACCACGGUCAAGAACGCCGUGGUCACCGUCCCUGUCUACUUCAACAACUCGCAGCGCCAGGCCACCAUAGACGCCGGCACAAUCGCCGGCCUGAACGUCAUGCGCAUCAUCAACGAGCCCACCGCCGCCGCCAUCGCGUACGGCCUGGACAAGGUGCCCGUCAGCAGCAAAGGGAGGACGGUGCUCGUUUUCGACCUCGGUGGUGGCACCUUCGACGUCUCCCUCCUCCGCAUUGAUCCCGGCGUCGACAUUGGCAUGGGUCUGUUCGAGGUGAUGGCCGUCGCCGGCGACACUCACCUCGGCGGGGCGGAUUUUGAUAACGAGCUGGUGAGGUUCUGCCUCCGUGACUUCAUAAGAAAACACUUCAAGACAGGCAUCAGAAGCGACCAGAGGGCGCUCAGGAGGCUGAGGACUGCAUGUGAGAGGGCGAAGAGGAUGCUGUCUUCCACGACAGAGACCACCAUUGAGGUGGACUCGCUACAUGACGGCAUCGACUUCAGUGUCUCCAUCACCCGGUCUCGAUUCGAGGAGCUCAACAAAAACCUUUUCAGCAUGUUUAUGGAGAUCGUGGAGAAGUGCCUCCUGGAUGCCAAGGUGGAUAAGAAGAGCAUCGACGACGUCGUCCUCGUGGGCGGGUCAACUCGUAUCCCCAUGGUGCAGAGCAUGCUGAGGGACUUCUUCGACAGGAAGGAGCUCAGCUGUAGCAUCAACCCUGAUGAAGCCGUUGCGUACGGCGCAGCUAUCCAGGCCUCCAUCCUGAAUGGUGAAGAAAUCCGCGACGGGACGGUGGGCGAUAUGCUUCUCCUGGAUGUAACUCCACUCUCACAUGGGAUAGAGACCGAUCUUGAUCAUACAAUGAGCGUGGUGAUCCCAAGGAACACCGCCAUCCCGACCAGGAAAGUGAGGCGGGAUUUCACCACCCAACUCGACAACCAGGAGGGCGUCCGCAUCAAGGUGUACGAGGGUGAGAGCGCUAGCACCAAGGGUAACCACCUGCUCGGCGAGUUCUGGCUCACUGGCAUCCCACCGGCGCCCAAGAGAGUACCUGUCAUCGAUGUCACCUUCGACAUUGACGCAAACGGCGUGUUGAACGUGUCAGCGGAGGUCAAGACCGCCGAGAGGAAGAACAGCAUCACCAUCACUAACCACAGCGGACGGCUGAGCAAGGAGGAAAUCUUGCGCAUGGUGCAAGAGGCACAGAUGUACAAGGGGAAGGGUUUUAGAAAUAUAGUCAAAUUCAUAUUUAAUUUAUUCUAGAAAUAAGACUUACGUAGAAUAAUUAUGAUAUCAUACAUGUACUUGUUUAGAUUAAACAUCAUGGAUAUAGAUAUAGCACUGAUCAGAAUAACAUCAUCCAACUUA
Messenger RNA from Sorghum bicolor (sorghum), 1785 nucleotides. RefSeq names its product heat shock cognate 70 kDa protein-like. Bases 1 to 1680 code for a protein of 559 amino acids. Gene Ontology annotation, biological process: protein refolding; cellular response to unfolded protein. Gene Ontology annotation, cellular component: cytoplasm. NCBI's taxonomy places the organism in Eukaryota, Viridiplantae, Streptophyta, Magnoliopsida, Poales, Poaceae. Gene Ontology annotation, molecular function: heat shock protein binding; ATP-dependent protein folding chaperone; ATP binding. The transcript is spliced from 2 exons. The record is from RefSeq and is a predicted model, not a curated record.